UGUCAGUGAGCAUUUUGUAAAAAAAUCUAAAAAAAUAAAGAUUUGUAAUUUGUAUUUGACUGUUUGACUUUGAUUGUAAGGUAAUGCAAGACAAAAACAGAUUUUUUAUAAAUUGAUAACAAAAAUAAUGUCUCGUCAUAUAACAGACGCAGCCAAAAAGUUUCUGUUAUUAGGUCAAUGUGUUCCAACCGUAAAACAAAAUGCCACAAAAAUACGCGUGAAGAGGUUAGAAUUGGAUGAAAAUUUACUCAUGUAUUUCAGAAAAGACGACUUCUAUUACUGUCAUGAUCCUGACAGGAAAUGUAAAACAGGUGAUAUAGUUCUAAUACAAGCUUUACCCAAGAAAAUCACCAAAUUAAUCACACAUGAAGUCAAAGAGGUUGUGUAUCCGUUUGGAGACAUUACUGAUCCAGUCACAGGCAAAAAAGUUGCCAAAGAGAGGUACCGUGAAGAUGUAGACAAGGAGGCAGAAAUAUAUGGAAAAUUACAAUCUAGUUUCGACUACACUAAAGCUCCGCCUAGAGGCUGGCAAGAUGGGAAGAAAGAUUUCACUUCGAAACCAACUUAUACAAAAUUCCAUGUAUUUGAUGAAAAUGAUCCAUAUGCUCUGUAAUGUAAUUAGUGUUCUAGUUGUAAAUAGUCAUUAAAAUGUAGUUAAUUUUA
Molecule: messenger RNA, 663 nt
Organism: Maniola jurtina (meadow brown)
Lineage: Eukaryota; Metazoa; Arthropoda; Insecta; Lepidoptera; Nymphalidae
Gene: mRpS17
Product: 28S ribosomal protein S17, mitochondrial
Exons: 2
Coding region: 128-613 (161 amino acids)
Biological process (GO): mitochondrial translation
Cellular component (GO): mitochondrial small ribosomal subunit; ribosome
Molecular function (GO): structural constituent of ribosome
Source: RefSeq, a predicted model, not a curated record